AUCACCGACACAGCCGCCUUCAAGACAUGGUGGACAAACGUCGCCGCAGAAUACAAAGACAACGAACUCGUCGUCUUCGACACAAACAACGAAGUAAGUUGUGCCUACACGAACUGCAUGUGAAACAUACACUGACUUCGUAUUUUCAAAUCUGCAGUACCACGACAUGGACCAGCAGCUCGUCUUCGAUCUCAACCAAGCUGCCAUCGAUGGUGUACGUGCCGCCGGUGCAACCAAACAAUACAUUACCCCUGAGGGAAACAGCUGGACUGGUGCAUGGACAUGGAUUAGCUCUGGCAACGGUGCUAGUCUGGUCAACUUGAAGGACCCGCAGAACAAGCUUGUUUACCAAAUGCACCAGUACCUCGAUACCGAUGGGUCUGGUACCUCUGCCAACUGCGUCAGCGCUACGAUUUUCAAGGAGAGGCUUCAGGCGGCGACGAAAUGGCUCAAGGAUAACAAGAAGCAAGGUCUUAUCGGCGAGUUUGCGGGUGGCAAUAAUGCGCAGUGUAUUUCUGCGCUGCAGGAUGGACUGAAGUACAUGGGUGCUAACAGUGAUGUUUGGCUUGGAGGUAUUUGGUGGGCUGCUGGUCCAUGGUGGGGUGAUUACAUUUACAACAUGGAGCCCACCACUGGUGUGGCUUGGACGGGGAUUUUGCCGAAGAUCAAGAGCUACUUCUUGUAGAUGAGAUAACUGAAGAGGUUGAACCUUGAAGCGCUGUAUGUACUUGAGCUUCGUUUC
This is a messenger RNA of Alternaria alternata, 742 nucleotides long. Its product is annotated as glycoside hydrolase. Gene Ontology annotation, biological process: glucan catabolic process. The record is from RefSeq and is a predicted model, not a curated record. NCBI's taxonomy places the organism in Eukaryota, Fungi, Ascomycota, Dothideomycetes, Pleosporales, Pleosporaceae. The transcript has a single exon. The coding region runs from base 167 to 685 and encodes 172 amino acids. Gene Ontology annotation, molecular function: hydrolase activity, hydrolyzing O-glycosyl compounds.